Austrofundulus limnaeus is the source of this 909-nucleotide messenger RNA. RefSeq names its product BLOC-1 related complex subunit 7 (gene borcs7). The transcript has 5 exons. The coding region runs from base 30 to 341 and encodes 103 amino acids. The record is from RefSeq and is a predicted model, not a curated record. NCBI's taxonomy places the organism in Eukaryota, Metazoa, Chordata, Actinopteri, Cyprinodontiformes, Rivulidae. Gene Ontology annotation, cellular component: BORC complex.
ACGGCACACCGUCGCUUGCCAAAAUAAAGAUGGCGUCGGCUGAUUCGCAGUCGCGGUUCGGUCAGUCUGUAAAAGGCUUAUUAUCUGAUAAAGUUGGCUCUUGUAGCGGGGAUGUGAUUGCUCUGACCCGCCAGGUGUUGAAGGGAUCCCGCAGCCAAGAGCUUCUGGGGCAAGCAGCCAGAAACAUGGUCCUUCAGGAGGACGCCAUUCUGCACUCUGAAGAUAGUCUGAGAAAAAUGUCUAUAAUCACCACACAUUUACAAUACCAGCAGGAGGCCAUUCAGAAAAAUGUGGAGCAUUCCAAAAACCUCCAGGACCAGCUGAGCCACCUGCUGAAGUGAGCGGGACAUAAACUGUCUGGAGGUCCAGUGCUGGCCCGACGGGACGCUCGGCGUCGGACAAACUCAAAGCUUCUGCAGGAUUUUGAGAUCCGGUUGUUCUCAGACGUUCACACCCACUCAUGAUUAGCGUGAAUGUUAGCAUCCAUUGUUUUGUUUUUUAGAUGUUUUAUUUCCCCAGGAUGAGCUCAUUGUACAAUGAAUAUAAGGUUCGAUGAUUUCAAAAACAAGAUUUAAGUGCACAAGUUUGGAUUUCGUGUGAAACACAGGAUCCAAUAUAAACAGCAACUAAUAUUUGGGUAAAUGUUCCUUAGCGAGCUGCACCACAGGGUUUCUGCUUUUACUCUGGCUGCUGUUUGACCACUUCUCUCUCUUUGAGACUCGCCUCUGUUCAAGAAAUCCACUCCACAGUUUGCAGCCAGCUAGCAGAGCCAGGAAUCACUUCUGGAGUUAUUUCAGCAGACAGCAUUAGAGCCAUCUGCUCAUGGAUCAGAAAAUUCCAGUCCAUUAAUUAUGUUUGUAUCAGAACCUGAUCCCUAAAAUAUAUCCUUUUUUAUGCUGACAAACAGCA